Molecule: messenger RNA, 6868 nt
Organism: Acanthaster planci (crown-of-thorns starfish)
Lineage: Eukaryota; Metazoa; Echinodermata; Asteroidea; Valvatida; Acanthasteridae
Gene: ctnnb1
Product: catenin beta 1
Biological process (GO): cell adhesion
Molecular function (GO): cadherin binding
Source: RefSeq, a predicted model, not a curated record
UUAUUCACUCAUUAUAUACGAAAUGUCCAUAGAUGAUACAUAAAAUUGUAAUUUUUAUCUUUUAGGGAGGGGGCACAAGUUGCGUCUGAAUUGACUGAAAAAGGGAACUAUUUUAUCUCAGCGUACUAAACCUCAAUUGAUUGAUUGACAGGUGACCUGGCUAGCGUUAAUAUCGUUGCUUUUGGAACUCGCCAUCUUGGAUUGUUCGUAAAGCAGUGCAGGCGGAGUAAGUAGUGCACUGAUCGAAGCUGUAAAUUGUUGACAGUGCUUGCGUUGGCCUUCGAAUUUCUUGCAGUGUGUAGCGAUUCCCUAGCUGUUUGAUACAGAAUUAAGGAUUGUAGGGGUUGGCGAAACCCACAAUUAUCCGGAGUGUGGGUAGCAAUUGGGAAGGAGUACUGCAAACGUGAUCACAAUGGAAGCGCAGAGGCAAAAGCCCUUUGCGGCUAGUCCAGCUGGUCAGAGUGCUUACGGGAGCCCGGCCCUGGCUGACCUGCCCAAGCAAGAUCCCAUGCAACAGACGCUAGACUGGCAGCACCACGGCUACGGCAUGGACUCUGGGAUACAGAGCGGCGUGACCACACAGGCCCCAUCUGUCAGCAGCAAGAGCCAUCAUGAUGAAGAAUCCGAGAUGAGUGCUGGCCAGGGCAUGUUUGAUUGGGACAGUAGCUAUGGACAGGCUUACACGCAGGAGCAGGUGGAUGAGAUGAAUCAACAGUUGAACCAGACGCGAUCACAGCGUGUGCGCGCCGCCAUGUUCCCCGAGACGCUGGAGGAAGGGGUCCAGAUCCCGUCCACCCAGUUUGACCCCAACCACCAGACUUCGGUGCAGCGCCUGGCUGAGCCCUCCCAGAUGCUGAAGCACGCCGUGGUGAAUCUCAUCAACUAUCAGGAUGAUGCCGAUCUGGCCACGCGCGCCAUCCCAGAGCUCACCAAGCUUCUUAGUGACGAGGACCAGGUGGUAGUCAGCCAGGCUGCCAUGAUGGUCCACCAGCUGUCCAAGAAGGAGGCCAGCCGCCACGCCAUCAUGAACUCCCCCCAGGUGGUGGCGGCCUUGGUGCGGGCCAUGUCCAAUUCCAAUGACCUGGAGACCACCCGAUGCGCCGUGGGAACAUUGCACAAUCUGUCCCACCACCGCGCCGGCCUGCAGUCCAUCUUCAAGAGCGGCGGGAUCCCGGCCCUGGUUAAGCUUCUCAGCUCAACUGUUGAGUCGGUCCUCUUCUAUGCCAUCACCACCUUGCACAAUCUCCUGCUCCACCAGGAAGGGUCCAAGAUGGCAGUGCGCCUGGCAGGAGGCCUGCAGAAGAUGGUCAUGCUCCUGGCCCGCAACAACGUCAAGUUCCUGGCUAUCUGCACAGACUGCUUGCAGAUUCUGGCCUUUGGCAACCAGGAGAGCAAGCUCAUCAUCCUUGCCAGUGGAGGCCCAGCCCAGUUGGUCCGCAUCAUGCGUACCUACACCUACGAGAAGCUGCUGUGGACAACAAGCCGUGUCCUGAAAGUGCUGUCUGUCUGUCCCAGCAACAAGCCAGCCAUCGUCGAAGCUGGUGGUAUGCAGGCUUUGGGCAUGCAGCUUGGGCACCAGAGCAACAGACUGGUACAGAAUUGCCUGUGGACCCUGCGUAAUCUGUCGGAUGCUGCCGUCAGAAUGGACGAUAUGGAAGGCCUCCUGCAGAUGCUGGUGCAGCUGCUGGCCUCCACGGACAUCAGCGUGGUGACCUGCGCCUGCGGCAUCCUGUCCAACCUGACCUGCAACAACGCCCGGAACAAGAUCACGGUGUGCCAGGUUGGCGGCAUCGAGGCCCUGGUGCGUGUGGUCAUCCAGGCCGGGGACAGGGAGGAGAUCACUGAACCGGGGGUGUGUGCCCUACGUCACCUGACCAGCCGUCAUCCAGAAGCUGAGAUGGCCCAGAAUUCGGUCCGCCUCCACUAUGGCAUUCCUGCUGCCGCUAAGCUCCUGCAGGCCCCAUCACACUGGCCUCUCAUCAAAGCCACUGUCGGACUGGUGCGUAACUUGGCCCUGUGCCCAGCCAACCAUGCACCACUUCGUGAACACGGCGUCAUCCCACGGCUCGUCCAACUUCUCAUGAGGGCUAACCAGGACUCACAGAGGAGACAGUCUGGCGGGGCCAAUGGACAGAGUUUUACCGACGGCGUGCGCAUGGAAGAGAUCAUUGAAGGGACCGUCGGCGCCCUGCACAUACUGGCCAGAGACAUGCAUAACAGGAUGCUGAUCCGAAACCUCAGCACCGUGCCCCUCUUUGUCCAGCUCCUGUACUCCAACGUGGAGAACAUCCAGCGCGUGACUGCCGGCGUGCUGUGCGAGCUGGCCCAGGACAAGGAGGGGGCGGAGAUUAUUGAACAGGAAGGGGCCACCGCUCCGCUGACAGAGCUGCUUCACUCCCGAAAUGAGGGAGUUGCCACGUAUGCUGCAGCCGUGCUGUACCGUAUGUCUGAAGACAAACCGCAGGAUUACAAGAAGCGUAUAUCGGUGGAGUUGUCCAACUCCCUCUUCAGGGGAGAAACUGCACCUUGGGGCGAGCCCAUGGACAUGCCCGAUCCGUCCGUAAUGCAGCAAGACUUCUCCCAUCACACCAGCGCCAGCAGCCUGCACAGCGACUACAGACACCAGCAGCCCCCGCAGCAACAGCAGCAAGGUGGAGCCAUGCACAUGCAAGGUAACUACAACGAGCCAAUGUCGCUGGAGCCCAUGAUGCAAGAGUUGGAUCUGGGGUCCCACACGGACUACGGCAUGGACCCCACAUUGGCCAACCUGGGUCCACCCUCGGGGGACCUAAAUCUGGACACACUCCCCCCUACAGACAGCAGUGGACUGGCCUUCUUUGACACAGACCUGUGAGCCAGAUGAGGGUGUUCAUUGAAAAAGUCAGGGGGGGGGUCACCAGAGCCUACAUCUGUAUCACAGCUCUGUUGAACAAUUUAAUCUCGCUGUUAAGAAUGAAGUGACUGAAAAUGCCGGAAUUGACAGCUCAUAACUGUGCAUUUGUUUCCACCACUGUAAUCGCACAGUUUGGCCCUUUAUUUUGGGAGGAGGGGAGCAAAGGGGUGCCAGAUGGUUCAAUGCUUAGACUUGAAAAUGACUACUGAUCAGCUGGCAGACUUUGUCUUCAUUGUUUUACCCAGGGGAACCUUCAUGUAGGAUUUCAGUACUAGAAUCAUUGUAAUUGAAAACCAUUGUUUACAGUACAUUGUGAGUUAAAUUCCAAUGAAGUCGUGCUUUCUUGUGGUCUUGUUUCUUCCCCCAAAAUGUGCAUUUUCAGUGCUACUUAAAAACUGUAUAUUGCUUCCAAUAGUUGGUAUUUAAAUGGUAUGAUAUUUUCUUGUGCAUGAAUAAUCCUCAUGAAGAAAUCUGCGCAUUUUUGAAAUUGCCUCUUUUAUCUUUACUUUUGGGCCUUUGGAAAACAUUGAAAAGACCCAAAGAGUUCUCAAGAUUGGCAGGCAACAGAACAGUAAUCAUCUUUUGUUAGUGAACCAAUCAGGGCCAAGUGUGAUAGUCACAUGUUGGAAAUCAGCCAAUUGCUGCAAGGAUAGUUAGGUCUACAAAGGCUUUGAGUUGUACUAUACUAAAAAACCUUUUUGCAUCACAUUGUGCUGGAAACAACUGCACUAGUGCUGCCUCAAAAAGUUUUGUUGUGAAUGCAGCAUACUAAAGAAAAGAUUUCGUGCAGAGAACAUAAUGCCAAAGCAGAGUGCACAAAGAGUUCAGUUACGUAAUUUUUAUAUGCACGAACCAAGUACUACUUCUUUCAGACAGUUCCUGGAGCACAGAGUGCAGCAGAGAUACAAAGAAACAUGACUCCGCCACAGAAUAUCUGUACAGUAGGGGAUUAGACAAAUUAACACACCCAGGGAGAUUUCCUCACGGUGGGAUUGUCAGAGUGGCGGUUUGGAUUGUUGGAAAAAGCAGAAGACGCUCCUGCAGUGAAAUACCUGGCGGAAAUACAUAUUAAAAAGACUUUCGGCUUCAAGUAAAGUACUAGUUGUGGUGUCAAACAAGUCAGGUCAGUUUCUGGACAGGUUAGGCACUUUAAGGAGAUUCUGUACAGGCACGCAGUACUAUUGAAAAAAAUGGAAUAAGUCUGCUGGAGGAACACAGUGGAGGACAAGAAGGCCAUUAUAAAUUUGGUGAAGUUUAAAAUAUGGCAGAAAACUGGGAAAAAAAGUCAACUUUGAAGAUGCUGUUUUGUAACCACAUACAGCGUGUUGGGCACCCUUGUUGCUGUUGUGGAGCAGUUGUGAAAUGAAUAUAGAAUUAGUGUUUGGAAUACAGCUGUGAAAAACUUAGUUGCGGAGCAAAGGUUUUCAGCUUGUAAAUAUGUCGCAUAUUUCUUCCCCAUUUUUAAAACCCCAAACACGGCAAUGAAAUCAUUAACCAAAUUCUUUGAGGUGUUAGUUUAAAGGGAUUAAUGCUUUUUAAUUAAAUGUCAUUUCUUUUUUAAUCUUCAGAUCUUGUGUACUAAUCUCAACUAAUGUAGGGGUUAACAGGUGCAAGUACCUCUUUGAUGAUCUAAAUGUUAUGUUUGUGUGUUUUUUUUAAGAAUAGUGUACAAGUACUCUCUGAUCAGAGGCUAGCUUCCAAAUUGUAAAGAUAGAACUGAAUGAUUAUUGUAUUUGUUUUCUGAAGCCACUGUGAGUGCAACGCGUUGAAUCACAGCGGCUCCAAGUGUUACGAAGAAGACGGCCACAGGAAAUUGUCUAAACACCUGUUGGUCUGGCCUUGCUCUUACAGCACUUGAAUGUGUUGCAGGACGCAAAAGCUAUGCCAAGCACUGGAUGUGUUACUGUCAAGUUUUGGUGAUGGUGGGUCCACGUGUCCUGUGGUGUUUAGUCUAAAUUUCACUGUGUAUGUAACAUUGGACUGUUAAACAUUGCAUGCAACUCCAACUCUCUCAUACAGUAGGGGAGGUUUUUUAAAAAGGACGGCUUUUCAGGACUAAAAUUUCCUACAAGCACCAUUUUUUUUACUCGACAUGUUUUAUCGCCCUUUACUCACAGCUAAUUCAUUCAUACAGUACUUAAAAGAGAGGAAAGGGUUAUACCGGAUUGCUUUAUUUUCAGUUUAUACAAACUUUUUUGUAAAAAGCUGUACAAACUUGCUGCUCGGUACGAUACUUUUUUUUAUAGCUAAAAGUUGGAUCUCCUUUUGCAUUUCCUAGCAGUUUGAAAGAGCUGUCUCCAUGUACAUGUUACCGUUCAUCUGCAAAGUGCUGUUUUGGAUAGCGAUGUCAACUUGAACCAAAUGUUGUCAAAGUAAUAGUUGUUCCGCUAGAAAUUCACUGAUCAGCAUUGGUGUAUUUCUUGUCUUGGCCAUCCCCAGCAGAGUGAAAUGAGUCACACAUUGUGCUCACUUUUAUUGUUAGGCUUUGAAUGCAGAAGAAGAGGGGAAAAAAAACAAGUCAAAAGUAUCUAGCACAAUGCUACGGCUGGCUCUUUCCCACCGUAAUCUCGGUUUUUAAUUUUUUUUUUUUUCAUUGGUGUGUCAUAACUUCCAUCUCUGUAGUGUGUCGUUGAAGUUGUUGUAUUUUGCUGUCUGAUUUGUAGCUUUUUUUUUACUUUUAAUGAAUAUAGAUAUGCAGUUUUUCCUUUUGCUGUAGAUGAGUUGACUAUAUGAAAGGAUUUAACUCCAGUGUAAAGAACAGCAAGUGUAUAUCAUGACAGCAUUUUUUUUUAAUAUUGCGCAUUAACGAUGUUGACGAAGCAUCUGAUUGUUUUAGUUCUUUUUAGUCAGUGCUUGUAUGCAUUGUUAUCAAAGCUGAAGUAUUCCGUUUUAACUUGUAAAACAUUUUUUAAGUGAUUCAUUUUUAAUAUUCAAAUUUUCUGUCUCAGCCACUCAUUACAUGAGGUGAAUUUUACCUGUGUGAUUUUGGUCGUCGCAGGAGCGACACCUUUCCGAAUACUUGUACAUGUAGCUUGCAUUUUACUCCCUUUUGGAACGAGUCACAGCCAUAACAUCGUCAGACAUGGUCGGGACUGGUAUUGAGCGAUGCUGGUAAUCGGACUUCUCAGCUCUUUGGGGCUAGAGCUGUAGAAGGCACCUUUUGUAUAGAGGAUGACGAUGCACUUUUGGGGUUUUCCAUUUACUUACCCUGCAGAAAUUCUGAUGCUCAUGAUGUACACAUUGUGUUUGAAAGGGGGGGUAGCUUAAAGUGAUACAUGUCUGAAUGGCUCACAGUGAAAUUGUGACAGCAAAAGUGUCCUGUUCAUAAAUGUCAGUUCAGGUUUUUUGGGUCUUCCUUUUCUGCUGCAGUGGUACUAGAAAGUUUUUAAAAAGUGCAUUUUUAACAGUGUUCAGACAGGCUUUAAGUGAUUUUUCUCCCAACAAUCCUUCUAUAUGACCUGCAAGUUGAUACUUAUGCAGCUGUCAUUAAAAAACAGAUUUUUGCGUGGGUACUUACGAUUUUUUUUUCUUUUUCCUUAACUUUCAGCUUUUCUGCAGUUCUGACCAUGUCUGUAAUUGUGGUGCAUUUGUUUUUAAACCCAACCGUCCCAAAUCUGCAAACCGUUUGCUGUUGAAUAGUGGAUCAACAAUUUUCCUUCCUUUAAACCUCCCAGUACUCUCAAUCUUAGUGCAUAGCCAUGCAGCCUAAGAUGAUUCUUUGGAAGUCGUAAAACAGUUUCGAUAUUGCAGGUUUGGGACAAAAAAGUGACAUUUCCCACCAGUCAUUUCGUAAGUUUAACGUCUUUUUAAGUUAUUGAAAAACAUUCAUCACGGUGUGUACAUGUCAUCCCAUUUAGUGUUUUCUUUUUUUUAAAAAAGCUGCAAGUUACCUUUAGAUGCGUAUUUUGGUGUUUGAGAUUUUGAAGCCCCGUAUUUACAGUAUGUAGAAAUAAAAAUGCAACAGCAUGCCCUGUA